GGAGCGCGGCCGCGGAGGGGCUCGGAGGGGCCCGCUCGCCCUCGCGUCGCCCGGCCCGGCCCGGCCGCCCCCCACCUGCCUCCCUGGGACCGCGGGCGGCGGCCGAGGAGGAAGCAUGCUGGCCUUGUGCGCGCUGCUGGCCGCGCUUUCUGCGGCGCCCGGGGCGGCGCUGGCUCCAGGGGACUGCGCGGCGCUGGAGACGGCCGGUGACGUGCUGAGGAGCCUGCCAGGGGCCAGCGUCACCCUGACCUGCCCCGGGGAGGACCUGGGGGCCAACGCCACCGUCCAGUGGGUGCUCACUGGCUCACAGCACAGGAGCUGGGCCAGUGUAGGAAGGAGGCUGCUUCUGAGGUCGGUGCGCUUCCACGACUCUGGGAACUACUCGUGCUCCCUGGACGGCCACCCGGCUGGGACUGUGCAGUUGCUGGUGGACGUUCCUCCCGAGGAGCCCCGGCUUUCCUGCUCACGAAGGAGCCUCCUCAGCAGCGUGGUCUGCGAGUGGAGUCCUCGGAACCCCCCGUCCCCCACCACCAGGGCUGUGCUGCUGGUGAAGAAGCUCAAGAAAGUCCCAGCGGAAGACUUCCGGGUGCCGUGCCAGUAUUCUCAGGACUCGCAGAAGUUCUCCUGCCAGCUGGAGAUUCCAGAGGGGGACAAGUCCUUCCACAUAGUGUCCUUGUGCGCGGCCAGCAGUGCCGGGAGCAGGUCCAGCGACCCGGAGGCAUUUGAGGGAUAUGGAAUCCUGCGGCCUGAUCCGCCCAGCAACAUCAUGGUCACUGCUGUGGCCGAAAACCCCCGCUGGCUCAAUGUCACCUGGGAAGACCCCCUCUCCUGGAACUCCGACUUCUACAGACUGCAGUUCGAACUCCGGUACAGGGCCGAGCACUCAAAGGCCUUCACCACGUGGAUGGUCAGGAAUUCCCAGUAUCACUGCAUCAUCCACGACGCCUGGCGCGGCUCGAGGCACACGGUGCAGCUUCGGGCCCAGGAGGAGUUUGGACUCGGCUCCUGGAGUGAGUGGAGCCCCGAGGUCACAGGGGUUCCGUGGACAGAGUCCAGGAGUGUACCAGCUGUGACCUCUGCGUCCCCCUCCGUGGAGGUGCCUACUACUGAUGAAGGGGAGCAGGAGGAAGGCCGAAGGAAGAUUUCUGAAAAAGCAACCAGCCUCCCAGGGCAAGAUUCUCUGCCCGUCCCGCUGCCCACGUUCCUGGUAGCUGGGGGAAGCCUGGCCUUCGGCUCGCUGCUGUGCGUCGGCAUCAUCCUCAGGUUCAAGAAGACGUGGAAGCCACAGGCCCUGAAAGAGUGCAAGACGGGCGUGCACCCGCCGUAUUCCCUGGGGCAGUCCAAGCCCACCAUUGUGCUGGCUCCCCUCCUUUCCCCACCUGUGUCCCCCAGCAGCCUCGGCUCAGACAACACCUCGAGCCACAGCCGACCAGAUGCCAGGGACUCGCGGAGCCCUUACGACAUCAGCAACAGAGACUACUUCUUCGCCAGAUAGCUGUCUGGGUGGCCCCUGGCAGCGGGGUGACAGAGGUGCUGAAUCGUGUGGGUGACGCAGCCCACACUGGCUCUGGAAAGACGCUUCUCACUGCCAUUCCAGCUCAUCUCAGGGGCGUGGGGCAUUUGGCUUCACGGUGACGGAAGAGCCUGCAGAAGGUUCUAGACUGGUGGAAAUCGGCUUGCUGCACCUGUUCUGAAGGAAGAGCUGGUUGAGCUUUCAAACCGCUCUUCCCAAGCGCUCUGCUUCGGGGGGUCUCAGCGACUCAGGACACUGUGAAGAGAGCCGCGCCAAGACUCGAUGGGACCGAGGGUGUGGAGGAGCUGCCGGGCACCCCCACACCCGGACUCAUCUCUGCCAGCCGAACCCUCAGGCAGGGGCAGGGGCUUCCGGGAGGCCUGCCGUGGUGGCUGGCUCCUGCCCCUGCCCAGUCGCACCUUGUCCCUCCGACUCUGGAAACCCAAGUGCCUUUGCCAUUCUGUUUCCUGGACUGAGGAUGGCUUUGUGCAAACCACUGAGGCUGGGGAGGGAGCUCUUUCCUGCCUUCCCCCCACACUUGAAAAGCAGCUGGUGUGUGAGUGUGAGUGUGAGUGUGUGUGCAGGGGGUGGUGAAUAAGUCUCAGGGCCGAUGGUUUAAGUGGAAUCAUAAUCAGCUCCUCACGAGUGUUGUGCUCAAUGUGAAUGAUAACCCUAGGCUUUUGCUGGCUACAGAAGCAGCUGCGCCAACUUUGUCCCCCUGUUGGGGUCUCAGGGCUUGAGGACAGAAGCAGAGAGGAAGGAGGGGAGUAGGGACAGGGUCUUCAAGGUCCCCUGUUGUAGCUGAGGGGGACCCCAGCCUCUGGAAACCAGUUUCCUCUCCCCCCUGCCAGUGCUGGGAGCCAAGCCAGUUGACUUCAUCUUGGUUGGUUGGGGUGCCGACCGGACCUGAGUGAUCAGUGUAGACGGUGUCGGUGUGAAAGGAAAACGAAUCCGCAAGAAUGUGCUUCGUGUUUUCGAAAACCUGCUCUUUUCUCUUGAGGUUCUGGGAGCCUCAGUCUUCUCUGGAUUUCGGUUUAUAAAUAACUUGGGGCGGGGCACGAUGAUUCUGUUUAGCACCAAAGCAAGUCCACUCAAAAAAGGAGGAGGAGGAGAAGAAGUUUCCCUUAUGGAGAAGAGAUUCUGGUUUCAUUCUGUAUUUUGUUUUUGUCUUGCAAACCGUAAAAAUAGUCUCUGCCUCUUCUCUGAAUUGGGGAAAAAGUCACUUGUGACUGUCCCCCUGCCCCUCCCCUAGGUGGUUAGGAAAGAAAGGGUGUCCCCCUUCCUGUUGUGAUGCCGCCCACGAGUACCCGGCAAGGUCCUAGAAAGUCCCCACUGAGACUCAGAAGGGAGGUUCAUUUUUUUAAAAAUAUAAAUCCCUUACCUGGGUUUCUUCCUCUUUUUGUUUUGUUCCUUGAACUGGAUUCGGCUCAGCUCCCAUGGAAGCAGCCGAUGGGUGUCCAGCCGUGACACCCGUAACCACCAGCUCACUUUCCUGUCGGGGCUUUGAGAACUCAGUGAUGUUAGUGUCACCCAGACAGGUGACCACAGAGGAGAGCGGUGAUUAAAACGAGCUGUGGAGCCACAGACCCUGAAUUUACCAGACCACAAGGCUUUUCUAGAAGUUUACCCUUUUAGAAAAACACCACCGCCACCAGACACGUGGCGAAGGGUGGAAGCCCCCAUGUGUUCGCCAAGCGCCGGGUUCUGGGCGUCACUGUCUCGAGCCCUGGUGGCUCUCACAUCCUGCCGCCUUAGGCGGGUGGUCCACGGGGUUGACAAGAGUUUCUGAAUCACAAAAAUGCUGUGAAAGGAAAUGUUAGAAUGAGGAUCUGCAUGAGAGAGUGCGACUCUGCCCACGGCUCUUUAACUCUCACACAGUUCUGCCCACAGCCAGGCAGGGCCGCUGGCGGGGGACGUGAGAUCCAGAGAGUUCAUCGUCUCUGAGAGCGAGGCAGCUUUGAUCUCCAAAUUGUUAUUGCUUUCACUAUUAUUGUACCGGAACUGCCUUUUCUUUUGGGGGGAGGCGGUAUCACAGAGGGUUCCCCCCUUUACUUGUUGUAAGCUAGUGCCAGUGGAGGAAAGGCUGGCCUCUCUGGGCUCAGAGUCUGCUUCGUGGCCAGGCCCCUGCCUUAGGCUUUCUGUGUCUGAAUGGUUCCUGGACACGUGUCUCUGUCCACUAGUCCCAUGGAUCACUCUUCCUUAGGUCCCUGCAGUCCACAGGCUGCCUUGGAUCCUCAACAGGGCCGACACUCACCUACGGCCUGCGCCCUCAGCCACACAGCCAGAUGUUGAAGUGUGUGGACAGGGACCAUUGAAGGAGGAGGGAUGCACGAAUUUAGAAGCCCAUCUUGUUGGGUGGGCCCAGUCGAAAAUAUGCUGGACCCAGGUCUAACCUAAAGUGAUCAUCAGUUCUUGUAGCAUUAAUGACAUGUUUUUAAAAAAACAUUGGAUGUGUGUCGUACAAGGUCUUUGGGGGACUCCGCGGUUUGCUCUGAUGGGGUCUCCCCCUGGCCGUUUGUUUGCCGGACCCUGAACUCACACUGGGCCUCCACCACUUCCCCGCUGUCUCAGGAGCAAGGCGUGGGCUCCGUUGUGGGAACUGGUUUGGGAGCCCUGUGGUCCUGAGUAGAGCCCAGCAGGCAGCCUGGGGCUGGCCAUGGCUUGUGAGUCUCUUGAAGAUUGUUCCGGAAUGUCUUGCCCAGCUGCUCCGGCGCUGUCUGGUCCCAUUGCAGGUCCUUAACAUUGACCCACUUGGGAAGGUGUCCCACCCCCAGUUCCAGGUGGAGACGGUGACAAAUCUGUCCUCAUUUGGAGACCGGAGCCACCAACGGUCCUUCUCCAAACAGCAACCUGCAAUGGGGCUGUGGCCAGAAGGCUCCAGCAGCUGCCUCCGGCUUUGGGCCAGGCACUCCCAGGCGUCCCCUAAAAGUCCUUCCAGCCUCUGUCCCUAGUGUGGCUGGGCGCCAGCUCCAGGGAGUUCCCAUGGCAACCUUGAUGAUCGUUAAGGAACAUUGUCAGUUUUCUGAACAUGUGCUCAGAUGGAGAUCUGCUUUGGAAGGGAAGGACUGGGACAGCGAGAGACCUCGCUGGAGGAGCCCACGCCUGCUGACCACGAUACCUCAGCUCUGCAUCGCUUUUGGAGAGAAAUAGAUCAUCGUUUUAAGGGACUUCCCUCUUAAUUACCUGAAAACCAAUACCAAAGGCUGAUGUCAGUGUAUUUUGAUUUUCAACGCUUUUUUCCUUUUAUCGCUAUUUUGCACUUAAAGUGAACAUGGUAAAUGUUUGAAAUAAAUAAUUUCUAAAAAAAGACA
Messenger RNA from Marmota monax (woodchuck), 4824 nucleotides. RefSeq names its product interleukin 6 receptor (gene Il6r). The coding region runs from base 116 to 1495 and encodes 459 amino acids. Gene Ontology annotation, molecular function: interleukin-11 receptor activity; interleukin-11 binding; interleukin-6 binding. The record is from RefSeq and is a predicted model, not a curated record. Lineage: Eukaryota; Metazoa; Chordata; Mammalia; Rodentia; Sciuridae. Gene Ontology annotation, cellular component: membrane; signaling receptor complex; external side of plasma membrane. The transcript has 10 exons. Gene Ontology annotation, biological process: interleukin-6-mediated signaling pathway; positive regulation of tyrosine phosphorylation of STAT protein; positive regulation of cell population proliferation.